CGUCUUGACCCCCCACUCUCCGAGUGCCAAGUGGCCCAGUGAGCCCAAUCUCUCUAACGGUCAGUAGUAGAGUAUCGCCCCGGCGGACGGUUGCGGCAGCCCCCUGGCUCGGAUAUUUCUCUUUUUUUUCUGGAUUUUACACAUCACAGAUAAAUUCCGGGAUGCCUUCAAACAAAAACACCCAAGGGGGUAAAACCUUUGGACUCUUGAAGGAGCAGCAGAGGCAAAAACUGGAAGAAAUAAACCAGGAAUACCUGGAAGACCAGAAAUACAGGGAUGAAGAAGACCUGGCCGAGAAAUUGGAAAGUCUCAAAAAUAAAUAUGCCGAGUUUGACCUGAACGACCAAGGAGAGAUUGAUCUGAUGGGUCUGAAGCGGAUGAUGGAGAAGCUGGGGGUGCCCAAGACCCACUUGGAGUUGAAAAAAAUGAUCGUGGAGGUGACGGGGGGCAGCAGCAACGCCAUCAACUACAGGGACUUUGUCAAGAUGAUGCUGGGCAAGCGCUCAGCAGUACUCAAACUUGUCUUAAUCUUUGAGGACAAAGCCAACGGCGCCCCCUGCAAACCAGAAGGACCUCCUCCGAAGCGGGACAUCGCUAGCCUGCCUUAAGCGCCAAACUGUCGGCGGAGCAGAGGGACCAGCGGUGGAUUUUGCGUGACACUGAGUCAUUCUCUUAACAUGUGGAGUUUUGUAUUAGUGUGGGACCAGUGAUUCAGGGUGUUAUUUUGUGAUAUACGGUGUGUGCAAGGUGUCUGUUAUUUUUGGAAGAAGCCCCACAACUCACUAAAAUGAUGUUGGACUGUGAAUAUUAUCAUUCAUUCUUUUAUUUCCCUUAAUUAUAAUAAUGUAGCAACGAUAGUCGAUAUGUGUAACCUGCGUCAUUAAUUACAUUUUGUACUAAGUGUUUCAUGGUUAUUUUUUUAAGGGAAGACUCACGAUUCUCCAGAGGUGGUUAUCCUUCCUUGUUUCUUUUUUUUUUUCUUUUUUUGGACACGUUCAUAUUAAUGUGAGAGUAGGACACUUUUGGAGAAGCACAAGGAAACUAAGCAGUUUUUUUCCAGCACAUUUUUGCACUGUCCUCAGUGGUCUUGGAUGGAUUCCUGCCAGGCUAAUCUUGGUCAGCUUCUCGCUUUUUAGAUCAGGUGCCAGAGAUUACAGGCCCGGGCCAUUUCCUCUUAGUCAAAAAAAAAAAAAAAAUCAUCCGCCCCUGGAGCUGGAAUACUGAUCUGGAAUCAGUAACAUUAUCAUGGCCGCCUCAUGAUCUGAAAUCUUUUUUUUUUAUAUAAAUAUAUAUGUAGAUGUCUGUACUGCUAUGAAUAUUCACUCCCACUAGUUGAGAGAAGAAUAAGAGAUCAUGUUGACCGUGGGACUUUUGUUUUUUUGUUUGUUUUUUUUUUUUUUUUAGUGCGUGGCUUGAGGAACAGCAACUCAGUCUUUAGAUCUGUAAGGUUAAAGCACAUGUUAGUUUUGGAAGGAGUGUGAUUUACAGGCACACAGCGAGCAUCACAAAUGUACAUAGUAUACUCCACACAGUACAAUCAUAUUCUUUCCAAGUGCCUCAACAUGCAGAUACUGUAGAGCUAAAACACGCAGAUUGGAGGGUGGAGGAGAAAGUUCCGUGCAAGCAGUCCUCUUAGCUCACUUAUUCCUGAAAACGUUGAAAUAAUGUUUCUUUGUUAUUUGGUGAGAUAGUUUUAAUGAUGUUUGUCGAGUUAUAUUGAUAUGGUGUUUCAAAACUAGUUGCAGUGUUUGUUUUCCCUUCACCUACAGUUACUUUGUUUUAUUUUUUUUAUUUACAUCACAGCAAAUGUUUAAAAAAAAAACUGUAUACGUUCUUAAACUUGUCUCGCAAUUCAUACGUGUGUUAUGAUUUGUAGCCGGCCAUCCCGCUCUGUUAAACAACGGUUCAUCGUCCUGUGAAUUCUGUAUUUUGUGCCUCAGUAUUUGUCUCUCCACUUUUUAAAUUUUUUCCUCUAUCUCACACCAUUUACUGUGAAUUUGGUACGUAGUAUUUUUAACCCCCGAUUAACAUGCUAUGAACUAUGUUAUCUUGUUUUUCCGUCUGACAGGUUUGUUCCAUCUUUCCACGUUGUUAAGAUGCACAUUGUUUGCAGACACCAAAGGAAUUAAAAAUUCUUUACACUGGCCGGUUACGUUUUUUUUGGAGUUGUUUUUAUCGCAGUAAUUGGAGAUGUGUCUUGUUAAACUGCUGACUGGUUUUUGAGUUUGGGUGAAAAAUGAAAAUCGUGGUUAAAUAUCUUUUUUUAAAAUUUCACUACUAAACACCAGUGUUUUGUCAGAGCUCAUUUCCCACUGCUAUGAUGUGCUACAGUCAGAGAGACGUCCAGUCAUGAAUGCAGUAAUGCUGCCAUCAGGCUCGGGCUCUCACUGCACCACAGUACUGACAGAUUCAUCUUCCACUUCAGUCACAUAACUGGUGUGUGGGAAUCUGUGUGUUUCAUUGUUAUGAUGCUUUCAUUCCAUAUUUCCUUUCCCACCCACUUUCCAUGUUGCUUGUUGUACGUGCAGAUGUGUGCAUACAUACUCUCGAGCAAUAAAAAAAAUGUUUUCAUGAAAAAAGGA
Molecule: messenger RNA, 2582 nt
Organism: Acanthopagrus latus (yellowfin seabream)
Lineage: Eukaryota; Metazoa; Chordata; Actinopteri; Spariformes; Sparidae
Gene: aif1l
Product: allograft inflammatory factor 1-like
Exons: 6
Coding region: 162-608 (148 amino acids)
Biological process (GO): actin filament bundle assembly; ruffle assembly
Cellular component (GO): ruffle membrane; actin filament
Molecular function (GO): calcium ion binding; actin filament binding
Source: RefSeq, a predicted model, not a curated record